CGUAAGAGGAGAAGAAAGAUCCAGCUCUCUCUCUUGCAAUCUAGAGACUUUCAGACUCUUGCGGUUUUUUCUUUAAUUUUCGGAUUCUUGGGUCAAUCUUUCGCUAUACAACAGACACUGAGGGGCCAAGGAGGGAAACAAAAAUGGGGAGAAACCUCGGUUCAGCGUUUAGGCAAGAGUUGGCUGAUCUUGACAAAGAUCCAGAUACUAACAAGACUGCGAUGAGCAACUUGAGAACCAUUCUGAAAGAUUUAGAUUCAAAAGCUCUACAUGUGUUCCUCACUCAAAUUUCUGAAACCAAAGAGAUCGGUUCUGACUCUGGUGGCUACACAGUCUCUCUCUUCGAAGACCUUACACGUUCCCACGGAGUCAAAAUCGCUCCCCACGUGGAAACCAUCAUGCCGGUUAUCGUACGGACGCUGAGCUCUUGUGGAGGGGCGUUAAGUGUCCAACAGGCUUGCUCAAAGGCUGUAGCUGUUCACUGUACUACUAGAGAACAGAGAGCAGCUAAGGCAGUACAGUGAAAGCUCGUCGUCGUCAUCGAUACAUGAUAGAUCUGGUACUACUACUCCAAUAGAAGACGUGUGUGAGAAACUAAACUCAGAGGCCAAAGUAAAGAGAGAAGAGAUUGUAACAAGAAGCAAGAAGAGUGUGUUGAGAUGGGGUUUGAGUUUCUUCUCUGUUGUAGUUGCAGGGCUUGCUUCCUUCAUGUGGGUGCAUCUGCGAGAUGAUAUGAUGAUGAUGAUGCCUCCUCAUCUUGUUCCUACUUGAAGCGCACCAAGUGAUGAACAUAGAAAAAGCUUGGAGGACUUACGUAGGUUCGGAUUGUGUGUUCUAUUGUUCUUCUGUCGAUGUGUGGAUCUUUUGUCUUUUUACUCUCAAAAAGGAACUUGUACCAAUUGUUAUAAACGCGAAGAAUGAAUGUCAAGAAUACACGCACUGAAAAUUGACAUUUUCGUGUGUAUGUAUAUUAUGUGGAGCCCGCGUCACUAUGCACGCACAAUCUUACUUUUUAACUUCUAUAUAAAUCGAUCAUUUCGAUUGAUUGUAA
Messenger RNA from Brassica napus (rape), 1051 nucleotides. Its product is annotated as protein SINE2-like. Gene Ontology annotation, cellular component: microtubule. The record is from RefSeq and is a predicted model, not a curated record. The transcript is spliced from 2 exons. Bases 144 to 524 code for a protein of 126 amino acids. Gene Ontology annotation, molecular function: microtubule binding. NCBI's taxonomy places the organism in Eukaryota, Viridiplantae, Streptophyta, Magnoliopsida, Brassicales, Brassicaceae.